Molecule: messenger RNA, 12825 nt
Organism: Paramuricea clavata
Lineage: Eukaryota; Metazoa; Cnidaria; Anthozoa; Malacalcyonacea; Plexauridae
Source: the annotation of a GenBank genome assembly
GGGGAAGUUGCCCCCACUGCCCCCCUGUCUCGUACGCCUAUGUACUUGAGAUAUUUCAAGACUCUAUUGGGCUAAUGAAUUUUAUUUUUCAGUUGAUCGAAUGCAAGUCAGACUUGAAGCAAUACCAAAGUAAAUCACAAGACGCGGAACGAGAACUUCACUUUUUACGUACCCAGUGUAAGAAGAUUGAAAGUGAACGAACUGAGUUGUCAACAGAACUAGGGAACUGCUUGAAGGAAAGAAACAGACUUGUAGGACGAACUGCUGAGUUAGAAAAACUUACAAGGUACGGUAAACGGGGAGAGUAACCAAUGCCGGAUUGUGUUGGGAAAAGUGGAGGAGUUAAAAAAUUUAGGGAAGGUGCAGCAGUCUAGCUCACGACCCCCAUCGAAAGUCAGGGCUUAGAACGGGCCAAAGUCAACGUGACGUAUGCAUGAAGUGUACAUAUAUGUAUCAGUGUAUAUGAAUUAUGACUGUACAACUCGUCCAAUUCUGCCCUUCAUUACAAUUACUAAAACGUUUUCUUUUUUAAAAUAUUGCAUUAAAAGGGUACUUGACACAGAGAUGAAUGGCUAAUUUUACAGAAAAACUUUCUAGCGUAGUGUAGACCCUGAGCAACCAAAAAAUGUCAAAUGUUCACUCUGAUCUAUCAUUGAAACGUUUUCAAGGGGAGGUGCAUGACUUUCCAGGGGAGGUGCAAAAAUUUUCAGGGGAGGGUGAAGAACGAUCUCAGGGGAGGUGCGCACUUCCCCACACCUCCCCUCAAAAUCCGGCCAUGAGAGUAACCUUACUAAUCGUAUAUCAAUGGUUUCCGUGCUUACCCGCACGGUCAUGGAUAGGUUGGGGUUAAGGUUAGGAUUAUUAGAAUUAGGUUAGCCAAGGAUUGGGUUAGGAUUAAGUUUAAUAUUGGGAUUAGGGUUAUCUUUAAAUUGACUUUGCUAGUACGGAAGUUGUUCCAUUUUGUUUCGUUUCCAGAGACAAUGAAAAACUCGAGGAAAAGUUCCAUACGCUGAAGUUAAAGGUAGGCUUUGAAGUACUUUUUAAACCAUAACUGACUCUACUAAAGUUUUAUUAUUUAUUUAGUUUUGCAAAGUAUUUCAUUUAUACAGCCAUUGCUUGCCAUUGCUGCUUUCCCGAUUGACAAAAGGUUACUAGGUUAGCUUUUAUUGUAUGAAGAAUUUUUGUUUCUAUUUUGUAUUUGCAGAUCGCUGAACUAACUGGACAAAGAGACGAUGCCGAAGUUCAACUCCCUACAUUAAAGGUGAGGGACUAAAACAAUGACCUUAAAUUUUUACCCUUAAAUUUUUAUUUUAAGAUAUUGGUUUGCGUGUUUGCUUCCAGUUAAAGAACAAGACUUUUUGUUUUAUUUUGGCUCGCUCUAUUGCAAGAGGAGGCUGAGCCGAAUUUUAUAUCGUCUUCACUCAUAGAAAUCCUAAACUUUGAUUUGAUUAUGUUAAAAUGUCACUGCCAAAAUUACUGAAGCCACUUAAAGAAAUAGCGUUUGCUUGAAAUGUCAAAUGUGUUCAACCAUCUUCAAGUAGUUCAGCUACGCCAACUUGCUGUAGAGUACCACCUACACUAGACCCACGAAGUUACAGCCAUUGCUUCAGCAGAGCGAAAUUUUCAAGUUUCUUUUCUGGAUAUAUCUUUGGAUAGAAACGUGUUUCGUGCAUCAUAAUUGAAAUGAAAGCAAGGUAAAACACUUGAAUAUACUUGAAAUAUAUAUUAUUAUAACUCUAGGCUAAAGUGGCGUUGCUGAAGAAAGCGUGCAAGGAGAAAGACGACCAGCUGGACAAAUUGAAGACAGAAAUCCGUGAACUAAAACAUUCAAUCGCGAGUUCUGCCGUAGACGAAUUGUCGAGCAUUCCAGCUUUUGGUUUUGGCAGUCCUGAAAAAUCUGUAAAGUUUCGAGAACCUCCUGAUUUCAAUAAUAACCACGUAAGUAAAGACUGAAAAAUAGCUGUAGAUAUUAUAAACAACAGACCUGGACCUAAUUGAAACCUGGAAUCUUAUAGUUGCAUUCGUCCAGUGCUAGUUUAGGAAAAACAAAAGCCUUGGUCAAGCGAGAAUGCGAGUUGAUGAGAGUUGAGAAGCGAGAGUUUGCAUGAGAGUUUUCUCAAUUCUGAUGCCCCGGUCAAAUGAGAACAAGAGUUACACGAGAGUUGAGUGGCUAUUACCGCGCGCGUACGUAGCGAAAACUCUCGUCAACUCUCAUCAAGAAAAAUUGAUGGAAGUUGACGAGACUGCGUGGGAGUCGACGACAGUUGGCGGUCAAACGCGAGCGAGAGAGUCUUCGUUUGAUCGAGAUCUGCAAACCUCUAUCAGUUUUAAAGUGUUCUCCCUUAGAGGUCCAGUAAGGAUCGUUCCGUGAUUGAUUCAGUGCUUGUACAAGGGGGAACCUAAACCAAACUAACUUUGUUUUAUAUUGCAUAGCUCUAUCAGUUCUAAACUCUUUCCCUCAGGGAUUCGGUAAGGGUCAUCCUUUGUUGCUCGAGUUUUACUAUACAGAGCACGUGAAGAAAACAUGCGUCUUAGCCAAAAUAAUAAUUAGACAACUGCGUUGUUGGAAUUGUUGAAAAAUGUUAUGGGCGUUGAAGGAAGAAUAAAGCAGACAAUUUUAGCUACUUGGUAAUAAAUAGUCUUCGAAAAAUAUUUUAAGCCAUUGACUAAUAAUCAAAUAUAUUUUCCAGGCUACUUCAAGAGAUUCUGCAAAGGGCCAACGGUUCGUUGUCCUGUUUGACUAUGAUCCUGAUCGCUUGAGUACCACAGGUCACCCAGAAAAAGAACUGAAACUGAUCGAAGGUGACGUCAUCACUGUGAAUAGUGAACUUGACCUGAAUGGAUAUUACAUGGCCGAGCUGGAUGGCAGGAGAGGACUGGUGUCUAGUUUGUAUAUCGAGGAGAUUGAUGAGUACGACAUGAGAAAACUCAGAAAGGUCGGUAUUAAACCUUGGUUUGGAUCAAACAAGAGAGUUGACGAGAGUCUGUAAAACAUUACGUUCUUAAUUUUGUUCUUUUCUUGCAGCAACGUCAAUUGAAUACUUCCAAAAGUCCUGCCAAGAAACCAGACCACCACAGCAUACCUCCCAGACCAUUGGCAAAUAUGCCUGGUUUGGUGAAGCGUUCUUUCGUUGCUUUGAACGAUUAUAAUCCUUUUACAUCAAGUACCUCAACCAGACCUGAUCUUGAGCUUCCGCUGACUGCAGGCGAGCAGGUGACCGUCGUCGGUGAUGUGGAUGCCAAUGGAUACUAUACUGUUGAAAAAGGAGGUAUAAGUUGGGAUAUAUGAGUACACUGGAAAAAAAUAGUGAAAUUCAUACUAUGGAGUUUGCGAUUACAUCACUAAAUCCAUACUAUAUAAUUAUUUAUAAUUUAUAAUUUAUUACACUUCGCCUCAACAUGCAGGCUUGGAAACCGCAACAGCUAGGGCCAUUUACUGCGGAUCCAUUAUAAUACAUUAAGUUUAAUAUCAACUAACAAUAAAUACCGAUUACAAAUUCCAAUAAAACAUACAAACAUAUACAGACAUUAACAACAUUAAAGCUACGUUUACACACCGCGAUCCACCGCGUACGAUUCACCCUCUGGCGUAUGUCAUAUGAUAAACACGCGUAAGCUGGCUACAUUUGAAAUUUAUGAAUUAUGGUGCCAGCACUCAUUUUAAUACGCCAAAAUACAAACCGCACACGAAAAAUCGCAGCGCGUAAACAUACCUUUUUAAGACUUACAGACAUUGAAAACAGCACAUAGGAAGAAACAGAAGACUACGGGCAGAGCCACACUUAACACAAAGAUAUAUAUCCAUAGUAUGAAAAUUGCAAUCAGUAUGAAAAUUGGUUUUCCAUACUAUUUUCAACUAAGAUCCAUACUCUUUCCAUGGUAAGGAUUUAGAAAAUAAUUUCCAGCGUUAAGGCCUAUUUCCACUCAAGAAAAUUUUCCACGGACAGAAAAUUUUCCGAAAAUAUCAUUGUUAGAAGUUGAAAAUUGUCGGCCAAUCACAAUUUACAAAAUUUUCUUUUUGCGGAAAAUUUCCCUGAGUGGAAAUAGGCGUUUACACCGUGGCAUAUACAGUAUGGUACUAAGCACUAUAUUUCAGCAGAUAGUGAUCCAGUGGCAGUUAUCAGAAUGAGAACAUAAUAUUUAGUUCUUUUCAUUAUACAUGUAGUUUUUGUAUUUGGUAGUAAAUAAUUGAGGUGAUGUAGUUUAAUCUUCUUUUCUUUUAAGUACCAAUGAUUCUGAAGUUGUCCACCAUACCAAUCACUGAUACGUGACUUAAGUUAGCUCUGUUGCAGUGCCUUUCAAUGCUUCUUCCCUAAGAGAAAUAGAAAAUCAUUAAGCUAAUUUCUCAACAGCUUUACUACUUUAUUUUUAUAGGGAGAUUGGCUAUCGUUCCUUCAAACUUAGUUAAACCAAGUUCACCGUCCAUUACAAGACCCAAUAAGGUAAUAUAGUUAUGUCCUGAAUUAAAAUCACAAAUUUAGUAAAUUACGGUUAUCUCAUUUUCGGUGCCUUUACCUGAGCUUAAACCAGCUUCCACUAUGUUUUAGUUGAACUUCGCUUCUCCUGUACAGACCACAGAUCAAGGUGAGCGCUUUUGCACCUUCUCUCAAUUUAUGCUUUUACGAGGACUCAUUUUCUUAAAUUAUUAACUUUAAAGGAACAAGGUAGCUGUGUGGUACAAUGGUCAGUAUAUGAGUCUUGAAUUUCUCGGACAAUGUGCAGUAGUCUGAUUAUAAUUCCAUCUACAUCCCACUGGGUACUACCCGUUUUCCAAAACACUUUUCUCAGGUUUUCUCCGGGUAUUCAGUAUCAAUAAUGCUAUUUCAGUUAACAUAAAAGUCAUCUGAAAAAGGGCGUAGAAGAGAGAGCUAUAAUUUAUUGCGUGCAUAAUCAACCCCGACAGUUAACAUUUAAGAACUCAGCUGCCAAUAUGGCAACACUUAAUCCGUCAUACAGAUUUCUUGGCAACGAGGUUACAGCCUGAUUUGUUAAAUCUUGAACUGUCUAUGCCAGUGUAGGUAGUGCCAAUAAUAUGAACAAGCUUUCGUUGGUUGUAACUAGGCUAGUAACUCUCAAGACGAAGGGCCUUCGCUCGAAACGUCGAAAUUCUCCUUAUAUUUUUCAGAUAGUUUUUCAGAUAGUAGAUGUUGUACUUUUCUGUCAUAGUUGUCAUUGCUCUGCUAAUGCUUUUCUAUUUUUCAUGUCCAGUUCCUUCGAUGCGGUCUCAAGAUGGAACCCAAGGCACGUCCACCAUGAAUACAUUCAGCAAUCAUUAUCCCUCUCAUUCCUCUGUCAUCCCUAGACAACCAACUGUUAUCCACGCAGCUCCCCCAGGUUCCACCCCAUACGCAUCAAAAGAAGUGACGGAACAAUUUAUCAGACAGAGUAGCGUAGAAAACGUUCUGAACACACAAAAUGUUUCUACUGCUGGUGGUAGCAGAGGGAGUUCGAGCAGAGCUAUGAACAUUUCAUCAGGUUGGUAUGAAAUACUAGUAUGAAUGAAACAGUAUCAUGUUUAGGUUAUGUGGGGAGUUUGGAAUGCGUUGAGUUUGAAGAGUUGAUCAUGAAGAAUGGGUUAGUUAUACAGUUAUAGUUAGUUGGCUAGUCAGUUAGUUGGCUAGUUAGUUAGUUAGUUAGGCUAGUUAGUUAGUUAGUCAGUUAGUUAGUUAGUUAGUUAGUUAGUUAGUUAGUUAGUUAGUUAGUUAGUUAGUUAGGCUAGUUAGGCUAGUUAGCCUAGUUAGGCUAGUUAGGCUAGUUAGGCUAGUUAGGCUAGUUAGGCUAGUUAGGCUAGUUAGGCUAGUUAGUUAGUUAGGCUAGCUAGGCUAGCUAGUUAGGCUAGCUAGUUAGUUAGGCUAGUUAGUUAGGCUAGCUAGUUAGGCUAGCUAGUUAGGCUAGCUAGUUAGGCUAGCUAGUUAGUUAUAGUUAACUACGUUGGUUUGUUAGCUAGUUAGCUAAUUAAAUAGGUAUAUUUAGUUAGCGAAUUAGCUAAAGGGAUAUAGUUAGGGAGCAAGGUUAGUCAGAUAAAAUGGAAUUUGAAGCUAUGAACAUUAUUAUUAAACUGAAUCAUUUGUUUCCAGCUCUACCAUCAGCACCGAGAAAUCUCCGUGUUUUGCGUUGUGUGAAUAAAGAUGCUUUACUUCUUGGUUGGAUUACACCAGAGGUUGAUGAACUUGGACGAAAUAACGGACAGCUUGUCAAAGGAUACAAGGUAGAUACGGUGGUUUUCGGGCAAAACAGACUAAUUCAACCUUGACUAACCUGUGACAUCUUCUAGAUUCUUGCCAAUGGUCAACCAAAACUACAUGUGGAUAGUCCUUACAUGGCAAAGGUGAGACGUCUCAAUUAUGAGAUUAUGAAAAAAAUUGUGAAAUUCAUAAAUAAUUGAUGAGUAAAAACGUUGCUGUCCUGAGACCGGUUGUACGAAGGCUAAUUUGUGCAAGUCACUCCAGAAUUUACAUCUCUCUUUAGUAAAAAAAUAUAAUCAUAACUUUACUCAUUUGCUAGAAAUUGUAAAUAUUUUUCUUUCUAAAAGGCUUUGGUUGAAAAUCUUGAUCUAACCCGCCCUGUGGAACUUGGAAUUCAAACAGUUUCGGAAAACGGAUUCUGUUCGGAAAAAUCCAUCACUCACUUUAACGAAGCUGUUAUGAUGGUAGGUUUGUUUGCUUGCUUGCUUGUUUGUUUGUUUGUUUGUUUGUUUGCUUGCUUGCUUGUUUGCUUGUUUGUUUGUUUGUUUGUUUGUUUGUUUGUUUGUUUGUUUGUUUGCUUGCUUGCUUGCUUGCUUGCUUGCUUGUUUGUUUGUUUGUUUGUUUGUUUGUUUGUUUGUUUGUUUGUUUGUUUGUUUGUUUGUUUGUUUGUUUGUUUGUUUGUUUGUUUGUUUGUUUGUUUGUUUGUUUGUUUGUUUGUUUGUUUGUUUGUUUGUUUGUUUGUCAAAUCACUUGCCGUUGCAAAACAACUCUAGAUCAUGCAGGUAUAUUUUAAUUACAUAAUAUUAUUUUUUGCAGGAGACCACAUCAGUAACGACGGAGGUGAGUAAUAUCAGUUUACGAUCUCAAUAAUAUAAUUGUUAUUCAAUCAAGACUAAAUCAAUUUUGCUUACUGUUUUUAGGACAUCUCGUAUUUGGAUAAUAAUAGUCUUCCAUACCGAACUGUAAGGAUUUGCUGUUUUAUUAUUAUUACAUUUUAAUAAUUGUUUGUUUGCGACCGACAUUGCCUACCAUGUGUUUAGUCAAUCUCACCCGUUGCCGUUCUAACUAUUGAAAAAAUAUAAUAGUGAUGAUAGUGAUGGUGGUGAUGAUGAUGGUUGAUGAUGAUGGUUGAUGAUGAUGGUUGAUGAUGAUGGUUGAUGAUGAUGGUUGAUGAUGAUGGUUGAUUGUUGAUGAUGAUGAUGAUGAUGGUGGCAAUUAUGAUGAUGGUGACAACCAUGGUGAUAUAAAUCUGGCUUACCAUUCUCAUUCUCACAAUGUUUUCCAUGGUAUGCCCCAUCACAGAUACACCUAUAGUGGAUUGUAUAUUCUGUUUUAGUUUGUGGCGUUGUUCAGUUAUGAUCCGUUAAAAAGUUCUCCGAAUCCUAACCCGACAUUAGAACUGGAAUUUCAAGAAGGCGAUAUUAUCCGUGUCCCGGAUACCUCCCGAGCAGACGGAUAUUACACAGGGCAGGUUGGUUGCGCAGAACAGUAAAGGCUUUACAAUUAAUUCGAAAUACAAUUCUAAUUAGAAACUCUUGUGUAGGUUAACGGCCAUGAAGGACUGGUUCCCUCCAACUUCGUUGAAGAAAUUGCAGUCGCAACACGACCACAACACAGAAAGGUAAGAUCGAUAUUCUAACUUUAACUGCAAGAAAGAUCUCAUGAAGCUGUUUUUUCUCUGUAUAAAAUAACUGCAUGCAAAAGCUUGAAAGUUGAAGUAUACUUGUUUAGCGUGAUAAAGAAAUGGACGAUUCAAAUGCUUCUUUGCGAUCAACCAGCUCUUUGAGUCCCAAGAAAGCUAAGGUACUGGUAAAUUUGUGUUUUGCUGUGCUGUGCUGUGCUGUGUUGUGUUGUGUUGUGUUGUGUUGUUUUGUAUUGUGCCGUGUCGUGUCAUGUUGUAUUGCGUAGUGUUAUGUAUUGUAAAAACAUACUACUUUGUGACAACUUGUCCUUAAUGAAAUAUUUUCUUAGGCAAUGGUUGCGUUAUAUGACUACAAUCCUACGACUCAAUCUCCAAACAGACAACCGGAUCAUGAACUGGGCUUUAGAAAAGGGCAGAUUGUUCGGGUUUUAGGUUCCAUGGUGAGUCAUCUCUUUCUUUACAUGAACUUUAACGAUCUACAAUGAAUAGAUGGGUUUUACUAAGCACUAUUGUGCAGCAGAUGGUAAUAAACCGACAGUUAUCAGAAUAAGAAAAUAAUGUUAAUUCGUUCCAUUGCAUCUGCUGGUUAUGUAUUUGGUGGAUAAUGAGUGGAAUCGAGAGAUGUACACACGUAGAAACGCACAACUAGUUGUAAUCAGACUUGUAACAAUGCUGUUUCAACAACUUGUCUACACAUGGCAAAAAUCUCACAUCUUGUAGUCUGCCAACAAUUUGUCUUCGCACUGCUUGUCCCAAGUUGUCAACAAGUUUGAAACGGACUGUUAGCAACUUGUAACAACCUUGUUGAUAUUAUCAUGUUCCAACAAGUCCGAUACAGUCAUCAUAUAACAAUAUUGUUACAACCUUGUCUCAUCAACCUUGUAACAUUCUUGUUAUAUCAUAACUGUAUCAGACUUGUUAGAACAACUUUGCUACAAGUCUGAUAAUGCCUUCAAGCUUGUUACAAGUUGUUAACAGCUUCCAAUCUUGUUACAGCAACUGGGAACAAGCAGUGCGAACACAACUUGUUGACAGCUUGUGAACAGAUUUGCAACAACUUGUUUGCAGACUUGUAACAACUUGUGCGUUUUUACGUGUGUGCAGGAUGUGUUCGUACUGCUUGUUCUCCCAGACAAAUUGUCCGCAGCUUGUUGACAACUUGCUACAAGGUUGUUGAGCUCAACAGACGUCUUACACGAUCUGUAACAAUGCUGUUCCAACAACUUGUCAACAGGAUGUGUUCGCACUGCUUGUUCCAAGAUUGUUGACAAGUUGUCCGCAGCUUGUUGACAACUUGCCACAAGGUUGUUGAGCUCAACAGACGUGUUACAAGUUGUUCCAACAACUUGUUAUCGUCCUGCAAUUCAACAACUUGUCAACAAGUUGUGAGUGGCGACCUUGUAGCAACUUGAUAAAAUUACAGCAUUGUUAAAAUUUGUUGAAAAGCUUGCUAUAAGCUUGUUGCGAACACAUCUUGCAAGAUGUGAGAUUUUUAUGUGUGUAGUUGUAAUUUUCUUGCUUCUUUUAUGCAACACAUCUAAACUGAAACUUGUCAUAGGUAUUGAUAUCUUGGAUGCAGUAAGGCAAUAAAUAUAAAUUAAAUUAUUUCUUAAAUUUUGUUUUUCAGAGGUCAGAUGGUUUUUACGAAGCCGAUAUUAACGGGCAAAGAGGUCUGGUGCCUGCGACCUUUCUAAAACCUUGCAAACGAAAAUCUACAAAGGUAAAGUAUUAUUUUAUGAUUCAUAAAUUAUUGGUAAAUAAUAGAUAACGGAUGAUUUUUUUCCCUUUGUUUUCACAGUCGGUCAACGCUACCAAUGGUUUUGCUUCGCUGCCUCGUCGAGUUCAAUUUGCGCACGAGCAAGACUCACGUCCGAUGACGGCGGGUUACGUAUAGUUCCGAGUAAGUGACGAUGUCAUGAGUAUUAUAAUCACAUGAAUGUUUUCCGUGUUCAUGUCCGCGAGCUCUCGUGUGGGAAUUUCUAACGCGUGCUGUAUUGCGUGAAUAAUUACGCAGUGAACGUGUUUCGUGUAAACCUUUAUUUAAAAUUCUGUCUUCACAUCCAUGGAGCAUUUUUUUCCAACAACAGACAAGCGAAUGGCCACCGACACUUCUUGCAUCGACAUAAUUUCAUGUUGACAAAACAUUGGGUUUUGCGGGAACAACACUCUUUUCCCCUGCAUUGUGUGUACUGUAGCAUGCAUCGAUAUCUGUGUGCACGGAAAAGAAGUUCGUUGCAUAGAAAUGCCGAAACAGUAGCUUACAUCUUUUACGUCCUGCUUUUUGACUUGGUCACGGGAACUUUCAAACGGUUUUUAAUCACCUAUGGUGUAUUUUUUGAACGUAGGUCCCUGACUAGGCAACGUGUCAAUGGCUUGUCAACCGCCCUGAUUUAAUAUAUAGCUACAGUGUAUCCUCAUGUUUCGAGCACGAGUUAAGAAUUAGGUUAGGUUAGGCUUGUGCAUGAUUAGACUCACGAUCAAAGAAAAAUACAUUCGUGCGUGGCACAUGAAAUGAGGAUCCACCCAGUAAGUUCACCCGUGUUAUUUGAGAACGAAGAAAAAAAAUCAGAAUAGUGUAAAAAGUGUAAAUAGUGUUAUAAAUAUGUUUAUAGUCAUAAAACCGCUGGUGUACAAUAAUAAAUAGUAAAUAAUUCACGGUUUAUGACAAUUAAUUAACUUUGUACAAUUGGGACGUAUCGCAUUUUUAUUAAUGAAAUUUUCACAAAAUUGAGAUUUUUUAUUUUAAUUUAUAUGAUUAAAGCGUGCAUGUACGUAGUUGGCAAAACUUACGCAAUUGCCCCAGUGUCUUUGUUGUUUUUAGGCCAGGAAAAUCAAUGUUUUAAACACACAAUUAAUUUUUUAGAAAAAUAUUUUUGCGGCCUGUGGGCUGUAGCCAGUAUAAGGCCCGGGUUUAAACGUCGCCCUUCUCAUGCAUGAAUCUAAUAGCUGUAUUAAGUAUUUAUGAUUUACAUUGGGAGCGACAUAUUAUGUUCAACGUUUGAUUUGACACCGCACCAACGUCGCUCUAGUGUCGUAACGAAAUGUAUUCGAUUCGGCGCAUGAAUUAAAGAGCUACGUUUAACCCGGGCCUUAUAUAUACAUUACUCCAUUUCUGCCUACUCACUGUACAUCGGCUGAACGUGCCCUUCGGACGGCUGUGAGUGCAUCAUCUAUAUUCCUGCCCGCAUUUGAAUCCAUCGGCAUCGCACUGAUAGCUCGCGUAAAAUGAUACUUCGGCUUCCUCGUUCGUUGCUCGCUCUCUUGCAACCGAAGUCGAUAUUGAUCAAAUGGCGAUAAGUUAUCUUCAUUUGCCGUGCGGUGUGACUUCUUUUUCCUGGAAACUUUCGAAGGCGUGCGAACAUCACGUGAGUGUAUUACAUGCGUUUCUGUUAAAUUCUCCGAGAAAUGUGUAUGGCGUUGGAGCGUGCUUGUGGUCGUGCUAGAAUUUGCUGUCGUGGGGCUUUUGCCUGAAGACACGGACUGCAAAACAGGAAAUUUGACGGCGUCCUGUGUAUUUGUCAUCUGCGCAUUUUCGUGAAAGUAAUCUCUCUCGGAAUUUGGUUUAUUCGUGAGUCGUGUAACUGGCACAUUAGUAAGAGUUCGUACAUUAUUAGCAUAUUGUACGACAUUAGUAUAUUGUACGCGUUGCGAAUCCAAACGCUGACGUCGCUCGCUUGAGGCAGGUAUCGAGUUAUUCUUUGGUUGUGCCACGGAUUUGGUUACAUUUGUUCUGUCAGGAAUCCCUCCUGUGCGAUUUAAAAUACGUCCGCUGUUUGUCUUGUUAUUACUUGACAAACAUUGUUCGUUUGCGCGCAUUUUGGACUGUGAUUUACUCCGCUGAUAUCCUUGUUGCAAGUCCGCAAUCUCCAAUUUCGAGAGGUUUUUCUGAACCUUAAAUUCGUAUUGUUUUUGCAAGAUGCGACUGCGUCGGUCUUUCAUCACAGCCACUUCAAAAUUAUGAAAGUUUUCAUAAGUACGCUUGCAUUUCUCGAUACGUUCCAGUUCUAUAUUUAACAACAUUUCGUAUUUGUGAUUUGCUUUGAACACCGCCGCUUCUUUAUCCUUCUGUUUCAUCUCAUCUUCAAGACUGACCAUCUUGAGUCGUAGAUUAAUUUGCUCUUAUUAAUAACUGUAGACGUGAUCAGCUCACUGUAUCGAGUCGAAACAAUAGAUAUAGCAAUCAAUCUACUGUCCGGACUCGAGAAAAUAUUUUGGCUCAAAAUCUGGCAAAAAUAUUUUGGCUCUAAAUCCGUUCACUGUAUACUGCGUCAAGACAAUGUAAAGAUCCUGUCACUGAAUGGCACAGUGUAUUAAGUCAUUUCACUGCAUGAUGGCAAUAACAAGGUAGCAACCAACAACUGGAAACAAUUUGUAUAAUUGUAGCGCGUUCUUCUAACGAUCUUGUUUUCGUAGCGGAAUGACCAUCCUGGUUCGUAGUUUAAUAAUUUCUUUUAUAAAAAUCGAUAGAGAGAUGUCACUGUGCUGGAUCGCGACAAUAUAGUAGAAGGUACACUUGUAGCAAUUGCCUUGGCAACUGGAAGCAAUUUAUAUAUUAAAUUGUUGCGCGAUGUCCUGAUGAUCAAUACCCAUUUGGUUGUGGGUUCAAUUUGUCGUCACUCCGCAUGCGUCCAAAUAUUAUCCAAUAUAUCCCUUUUAUCAGAGAUAUGAAAAUUGCUUGUCAUUAUGUUUUCAUAAAACGAAUAUUGCUUAUUUUUGUUUGCCCUUUUGACCCAAUAUAUGUCUUCAAGCUUGUCAGACGCGUAUAUGGAAUUCUGGGAAUGCAACCAAAGCCAAACUCAAAGGCAGCAAUUGCGAAUAUGUUUUGCCUUUUGGUCAGCAAAUAUAUUUUAGCACUUUGUCAGGGCCUCUCUCUGUCAGACUGAGGCAAAUAUAAGUUUCAGUUUAUCUUGAGAAAGUAUGCGAUAAUAGGCUUAUAUAUAUAUUGCCAGAGCCAGCUCUACUAAAUCUGUUUAAUAAUUAAGGAUUUUAUGAAGACUU